AUGAAGCAACAAGCGUGCCAAGCGGUGGGGUUCACGUCGUCGGUGGUGGAGCUCGGAGCGGAGACUUCGCAAGACGCACUCUCGCGAAAGAUCAACCAGCACACCACCGACGCGUCUGUUGACGAGCACAUCAAUCCGCAAAUGGCCAUCGGUGCCAUUGGCGCGGCCAAGGACGUGGACGGGCUGCACCCUACGAACGUCGGCGCGUCUGUGCUGGGAUUUAAGGGCGGGUUCUUGCCGUGUACGCCGGCGGGCGUGUUGCAAGCGCUGCAGCGAAGCCGGAUCUCGCUCGAAGGACAGCACGUGGUGGUCGUGGGCCGCAGCAAACUGGUGGGCCUCCCGCUCGCCAACAUGCUCAUUGGAGGAAGGGACAGCGCAAAGGGAGGCCGGAAAGGACCGACGGUGACUGUCGUGCAUUCCGGCACGGUCGACAUUCACGUUCAUACGCGGAUGGCCGACAUCGUCAUCGUGGCGGCCGGCCAUGCGGGCUUGAUCACCGCUGACAGCGUCAAGCAGGGCGUCGUCCUCGUCGACGUGGGCAUCAACCACGUUCCCGACUCGUCGCGCAAGUCCGGCUACCGGUUGGUGGGCGACUGCACCGACGAGGCCUACCGGAAGGCCUCUCGCUACACGCCCGUGCCCGGCGGCAUCGGUCCCAUGACGGUGGCCAUGCUGAUGCGCAAUACCUGGGAGGCGGCCAAGAGGCACGACAUGUAG
Acanthamoeba castellanii str. Neff is the source of this 717-nucleotide messenger RNA. Its product is annotated as methenyltetrahydrofolate cyclohydrolase. NCBI's taxonomy places the organism in Eukaryota, Discosea, Longamoebia, Acanthamoebidae. The record is from RefSeq and is a predicted model, not a curated record. Gene Ontology annotation, biological process: tetrahydrofolate interconversion. The coding region runs from base 1 to 717 and encodes 238 amino acids. Gene Ontology annotation, molecular function: methenyltetrahydrofolate cyclohydrolase activity; methylenetetrahydrofolate dehydrogenase (NADP+) activity. Gene Ontology annotation, cellular component: cytosol. The transcript has 8 exons.